GGACAAAGGCAGAGUUAAAGGGGGGGUUAAUCCAGCUGUUCUUCAAACCUCACCUCUGAACCCAUCCAAGGAACCUACUCUGUGGUGGUACAGAAAGCCUCUGGAAGACAAUCCAGCAUCCCUUCUCUGUGGAGGAGUAUGUGCUGCCAAAAUUUGAAGUAAACGGUGGAAAAUGCCCAAGGUGAUCACCAUUCUUGAUGAGAGCUGAAGGUGACAGUUGUGGCUUAUACACAUUUGGGAAGCCUGUUCCUGGCCUUGUGAGCUUCCGUGUGUGCAGGAAGUUUCAAUACUCAGUCACUUGCUAUGGCGAAGAGUCUAAGGCAGUGUGUGAUGAGUUCUCUGGACAGACAGACAACCAUGGUUGCGUUUCUGAAGUGGUAAAAACCAAGUUAUUCCAGCUCAAGAGAAGUGGAUAUGAAAAUAAGCUCCAUGUAGAGGCUAAGAUUAAAGAGGAGGAAACAGGAGUGGUGUUGACUGGAACAAGCUUCUCCGAGAUCACAAAUACCAUCAGCAAAAUCACCUUUGAGAAUUCAGACUCCCACUACAAACCUGGAAUCCCCUUCUUUGGACAGGUGAAACUUGAGGAUGGGUCUGGUGCUCCUAUUGCCAAUGAAACUGUGAGGAUUUCUUUCCAACGAGGCCAGGAAACCAACUACACAACAAAUGAAGAGGGCAGGGUACAGUUUUCCCUGAACACUUCCAUGCUGGAAUCGGAAUCUGCUGAAAUUACAGCAACUCAUAAAGCACGCUCCCACUGCUUUGACCAUGCCUGGGUUUCUCCAAAUUAUGCAGAAGACCGUCUCUACAUAAAGCGCUUUUUCCCUAGUAAAAGCUUUCUCAAAAUUGAGCCCAAGUCUGAGGUGUUAAGCUGUGGCUCUCCCACAGAGGUGCGGGUGCACUACAUCCUUACACCAGAGGCCAUAGGAGAGGAGAAGAAAAUCGUUUUUUACUACCUGGUGAUGGCCAAAGGAAUCAUCAAGCAAGCAGGCACCAGCAUUCUGGAUUUGGACCAGGAAAGUGCCAAUGGGGUCUUCUUGCUACAGUUGCCUGUGCAAGCUGAUAUUGCUCCAGUGGCCCAAGUGCUUGUCUACACCACUACUCCUAGCAGGGAGGUGAUUGCUGAUUCAGCCAAGUUCAACAUAGAAAAAUGUUUCAGCAAUAAGGUGGACUUGAGCUUCUCUCCUUCUGAAGGCCUGCCUUCUUCUGACACUCACUUGCUGUUCAGAGCCUCCCCAAACUCCCUCUGUGCUGUCCGUGCUGUGGACAAGAGUGUUCUCCUCAUGAAGCCAGAAGCUGACCUGUCACCUGGCUCUGUGUAUAGCUUGCUACCAGUGAAGGAAUUGCACGGCUAUCACUAUGGUUCAGACAUGCUUUUGGACGAGCCCCUGGAAGAAUGUGUCACCUUGAAGAAUAUAGUCGUGGAUGGGAUCACCUAUUCUCCAGUAACGGAUAGGAACGAAGAUGACACUUACGACAUCCUAAAAGAAAUGGGUUUAAAGGUUUUCACAAAUUCCAAGGUGAAGAAACCUAGGUAUUGCAACACUGGCAAUUACAAACCUGUAGCAAUCCCAGUUCCAAGUGGACUCAUGGCAUCUGGACAUGCAAUGAGGACAAGCGACUCUUCUAGAAUGUAUGCCUCAUCAAUCCCCCCUGUCAGUUCUCCUGAAGAGCUGACAGAGACAGUCCGAAAGUAUUUCCCAGAAACGUGGAUCUGGAGUUUAGUAUCUGUAAGCUCUGAAGGAAAUGCUGAACUAGAUGUGACCAUCCCUGACACCAUCACUGAGUGGAAAGCCAAUGCAUUCUGCACUUCAUCAGACACAGGCUUUGGCCUAUCCCCAACAGUGUCCCUCAGAGCCUUCCAGCCCUUCUUUGUAGAGCUCACCCUGCCUUACUCUGUAGUGCGUGGCGAGGCCUUCACGCUGAAAGCCACCAUUUUCAGCUAUCUGACAGCCUGCAUAAGGGUCAGUGUGACUUUGGCUCAGUCUACUCAAUUUCUGGCAACUCCAGUGGAAAAGGAGGAAGAAUCUCAUUGUCUCUGUGAGAACGGGAGGAAAACGGUGGCUUGGCUGGUGACUCCCAGAUCUCUAGGGCAGGUGGAGUUCUCGGUGAGUGCUGAGGCCCCAAACCAGCAGCCCUGCGGGAAUGCCAUAGUGGAGACUCCUGAGAAAGGACGGAAGGACACAGUCAUCAGACAGCUGCUGGUGGAGCCUGAAGGAGUUGAGAAGGAAACAGCCCAGAACUCUGUGCUCUGUGCAAAAGGAAAGACUUUGCAGAAGUUUUCUCUGUCUCUCCCCUCAAACGUGGUGCAAGACUCAGGCAGAGCAUAUUUCUCAGUGCUGGGUGACAUUAUGGGCACUGCCAUGCAGAACCUGCACCAGCUCCUCCAGAUGCCAUUUGGCUGUGGGGAACAGAACAUGGUCCUGUUUGCACCCAACAUCUAUGUCCUGGACUAUCUGAACAAGACAGGGCAGCUGAGUGAGGAGAUCAAAUCCAAGGCCAUUGGAUACUUAGUGAGCGGUUAUCAGAGGCAGCUGAACUACAAGCACACAGAUGGCUCUUAGAGUACCUUUGAACCACGCUAUGGCCAAACAGGGAACACCUGGCUCACGGCCUUUGUCCUGAAGUCCUUUGCCCAGGCCCGGCCUCACAUCUUCAUAGAUGAAAGGCACAUCCAGGAUGCUUUGAGAUGGCUGGCCUACAAACAGAAAGAGAAUGGCUGUUUCCACAGUUCUGGGACACUCCUGAACAAUGCCAUGAAGGGUGGAGUGGACAAUGAGGUCUCGCUGACGGCCUACAUCACUAUUGCACUGCUGGAAAUUCCUCUGCCUGUAACUUACUCAGUGGUGCGUAAUGCUCUCUUCUGCCUGGAAACGGCAGCAAAUGGGAAAGAAAACCACGUGUACACCAAGGCACUGCUGGCAUACGCCUUUGCUCUGGCAGGAAUGGAGGAGAAGCGGAAGGCGUUGCUUGGCUCACUUGAAAAGGAAGCGGUGAAAAAGGAUGGGUCUGUUCACUGGCAGCGGCCUGGGAAAGAGAUGGUGGCUGAUCUCCCCUACUAUCACUACCGAGCUCCCUCUGCUGAAGUGGAGAUGACGGCCUAUGUGCUCCUUGCUCACCUCACCACACAGCCGGCACCUUCCCAGGAGCUGUCGUUUGCAUCUCUUAUUGCAAAGUGGAUCAGCGGUCAGCAGAAUCCCAAUGGAGGCUUCUCCUCCACCCAGGACACAGUGGUGGCUCUGCAAGCCCUGUCUCUGUACGGAGCUGUCACCUACGCCAAGAGUGGAGCAGCUUCCCAAGUGACCCUGAGAUCUGGAGGGGACUUCCAGCAGGACUUCCAAGUGGACCCCUCAAACCGGCUGCUGCUCCAGCGCGUGCCCCUGCCCCAGGUGCCAGGGGAGUACAGCGCAGAGGUGUCUGGUGAAGGAUGUGUCUACCUGCAGACGAGCCUGAGGUACAACGUGCAGCCCACGCAGGAGAAUGCGCCCUUCACGCUCCAUGUGUACACCACCCCAGAGACAUGUGAGGACUCCCGGACUCCCAAGGUCUUUGACAUAGGCAUAAACGUCAGUUACGCAGGCGAGCGCAACGUCUCCAACAUGGUGAUUGUUGAUGUGAAAAUGCUGUCGGGAUUCAUCCCUGUCAAGUCCUCAGUAAGAAAGCUGCAACACCACAUAGCUAUUGAACGUACGGAGUUGAGUACCAACCAUGUUUUAGUGUAUCUGGAAAAGCUGAACCACGAGACCUUGAGCUUUUCCUUCACGGUGGAGCGGGACAUCCCUGUGCAGGGCCUGAAGCCAGCUCAGGUGAAGGUCUAUGACUACUACGAGACAGAUGAGUUUGCCACACAGGAGUACAGCGCUCCCUGCACCACAGACGAAGCUGAACAGGGAAACGCUUGAAGAACACAUCUUGUGCGAGCCCUGCUGGAUCAGCUCAUGUCUGUGCCUCUAGAGGAUCUUCUUGUUAAGGUGGCCUACUGAAACGUUACAUAAGGACACCUCAACACAAAAAAAAGAAGUGACAAUAUAAAUAAAUUGUCUUGAUUCUCCAAAGAUGCCUCUGGCCUUACUUUUUGU
Messenger RNA from Cygnus olor (mute swan), 4076 nucleotides. Its product is annotated as alpha-2-macroglobulin-like. Lineage: Eukaryota; Metazoa; Chordata; Aves; Anseriformes; Anatidae. Gene Ontology annotation, cellular component: extracellular region. The record is from RefSeq and is a predicted model, not a curated record. Gene Ontology annotation, molecular function: endopeptidase inhibitor activity.